Messenger RNA from Thamnophis sirtalis, 528 nucleotides. The record is from RefSeq and is a predicted model, not a curated record. Lineage: Eukaryota; Metazoa; Chordata; Lepidosauria; Squamata; Natricidae.
GAUUAUGUAAGCUGCCUUCAAAGACCACCAUGAUGGAUGACAUAGAUGAGAAAAUGGGGAAGAAGCUCAAAUGGUUUGGCCAGAGUGACACCCUGCAAACAGAUUAUGUUGUCUAUAUGGAUGAAAUCUCCUCCAACAUAGGUGUCAAGCCCAACAUCCCACUUCUCUUUUUGAAGGAUCCCUGGCUGGCACUGAAAGUCUUUUUUGGCCCCUGCAGUCCAUAUCAAUUUCGUCUCACUGGGCCAGGGAAGUGGGAUGGAGCAAGAGAUGCCAUCCUAACCCAGUGGGACCGAACAUUGAAGGUCACAAGGACACGAACUGUACCCAACUCUCAGAAGUGUUUUUCUUUCUCUGUUUUGCUCAAAAUCCUUGCAAUUCCAUUUCUCCUUGCUGCUCUUUUUAUAGUGUUGAAUUAGUAACUUCAAUGUCAAAUUAGAUAAUGUCGUGGGAUUCUAAACUUGUGUUUUAUUGGAAAGAAAAUAAUCUCAGGUUUUAUAAUAAACAUUUCAAGAGUGCUGAACACCUGCA